Messenger RNA from Exophiala xenobiotica, 1287 nucleotides. RefSeq lists its product as uncharacterized. The coding region runs from base 1 to 1287 and encodes 428 amino acids. Gene Ontology annotation, biological process: G protein-coupled receptor signaling pathway. Gene Ontology annotation, molecular function: pheromone binding; mating-type factor pheromone receptor activity. The transcript has 2 exons. Gene Ontology annotation, cellular component: G protein-coupled receptor homodimeric complex; membrane. Lineage: Eukaryota; Fungi; Ascomycota; Eurotiomycetes; Chaetothyriales; Herpotrichiellaceae. The record is from RefSeq and is a predicted model, not a curated record.
AUGUCUGCCGUGGUCAAUUCGGCAAUGCCCGUGGGGCACGCCACUUCCUUCCCUACCGCUGGAAUCGGCGGCCAGUACUACAACAACCCCAGCUUCGAAGUUCCUGUCUACAGCCAUGGUGCUAGGAGAACUUUGACUUGGCAGAUGAUCGACGCAUGGAAUCAGUACAGUCUCAACUACGCUAUCGGUGAAGGCAUCGCAACAGGUCUUGUCUGGGCCGCUCUCAUCUACCUCCUGGCUCUGACUCCCAGCCGCAAACGAACCACUCUAUUCCACUCCUUCCUCCUCGCAGGCCUCAUCUUCAUGAUGAUACAUCUCAUGCUGGACAUCAUCUCGGUCGUCACACCUGGCCUCUCCGCCAGCUCCGCGUACGUCGUGCUCACCAGAGACAUCAGCUCAAGCAUCUGGACGACCCAGUACACCGCACUCUACGCCGCUACCCGAGUAACAAACUGGCUCGCCAUCAUCUCUGCUUCCCUCUGUCUCUGGCUCCAGGCAAAGGGGCUGAUGUCUGGACUCAAAGUUCGGUUUCCGACAGUCUACUACAUACUCCUCACAUACCUCGCACUGAGUUCGCUCGCUGCUUUGAUUGCCUCGAUGGUCUACUGGAUCUACCAGAUCACCGUGAUCCAUGACGACAUCACGUACCCGGCCUUCUUUGCAAAAAUGCUGAGAAACGUCUACUUGAUCAUCUACGCCAUCAGCAUCGGCAGCUAUUCACUCGUCAAUGUAUGCUCGGUCAUGAACAUCAUUUGGAAACGUCCGUCAUCAGUCCUCACUCCCCACAGCGCUUACCACUCGGCAUUGAACUUGGUCGGUCUACUGGGUGCGCAGUCUUUCAUCGUGCCACUGAUCUUUUGCAUCCUCCAGAUCGUGUACACAGACAAUCAGAUGACACUCCCAGCAGCCCUCCUCCUUCCAUCAGUCUACCUCAUCCUCCCUCUCGGUUCACUAUUCAUGAGCGUCAAGUCAGCCGACAUUGACAACCAGAAGAAGGAAGAAGUGAUCUUGGUAUCGCCGCAGAAGCCCAUGUUCAGUCCAAUGAAGAGUAAUGUGCACAAGUCUCCGAGUCUGACUGCUUGCACGGUCACGGGAUCUGAACCAAGUUCAUUCAUGCUGGAUGACGCUACCAUCAGAGAGACACCAACCAAGAACGCUGCCAACUCAGCUGAGCGGGACCUGCAAAUCAUCGACUGGGAGAAGGGCGUUGAGAAGAGCCAAGAGACUGAGUCGAUACUGCACCACAAGGCUAGUCAUACUAACGAGAAAGAGCCUCUCGAGGUCUAG